GAAACCCCAAAGGAUAACGAUGAUUGGCCUAUUGAGAUACAUGCUCCACGUCUACCUGUUCCUCGUCGGAGCACACUUGUUCAACCGCUCGUGGGACUAUGCGCUGGACAAGCAGUGGGUCCCUCGCGAUGGCCUGGUGGUCAAGUAUCUGAGUGAUUUCAGUGAGUUCGAGACAACACCUGAGCAGCUCAUCUACCCGGUAGCAAAUGCGGAGAUAUUUGUGCGUGCUUACGUACGUCCCGCCAAUGAAACCCACUACAGCCGCCUGACUCAAUGCGAGCUGUACAAAGGUGUCCACAGGGACACUAUGGUGAGGAGGCUGACGUCUGGGGGGAAAGACCCAGGACGGGUCAACAUAGAGGCUGCACGAUAUUCAUGGAGUUUUUUCUACCUCGUACGGUCCUGUUUCCGCCUGAGACAGCCGAGUACGGACUUCGACGUGCCGGAUAGCAAAUAUCAACGACAAAGCACAAUGCAGAUUAAUAAUAAGUUCUAGAUGUAUAAGCUCUGGGUUACGUAGAUGACGUCACAUUAUAAACAAUAAUUUCUAAUCAUUCAAAUUUCCAUUGUUUAUCGGUAAAACCCACAAGUUCUUUCUCCGUACAAUGUAUCCAGGGGUUAUAUAACAUCUCGAUAUCGUGCAUUUCACAUUACUGUUCCAUAGUACGAAAACUAUGGUGUCUUCUGACCGUGUGUUCUGUUAAGGGUAUAUGUAAAAUUAAACAUAAUGUUAUAU
Molecule: messenger RNA, 736 nt
Organism: Branchiostoma belcheri (Belcher's lancelet)
Lineage: Eukaryota; Metazoa; Chordata; Leptocardii; Amphioxiformes; Branchiostomatidae
Exons: 3
Coding region: 20-496 (158 amino acids)
Source: RefSeq, a predicted model, not a curated record